Labrus mixtus (cuckoo wrasse) is the source of this 1909-nucleotide messenger RNA. RefSeq names its product retinoid x receptor, beta a (gene rxrba). The coding region runs from base 267 to 1682 and encodes 471 amino acids. Gene Ontology annotation, biological process: positive regulation of transcription by RNA polymerase II; retinoic acid receptor signaling pathway; anatomical structure development. The record is from RefSeq and is a predicted model, not a curated record. NCBI's taxonomy places the organism in Eukaryota, Metazoa, Chordata, Actinopteri, Labriformes, Labridae. Gene Ontology annotation, molecular function: retinoic acid-responsive element binding; zinc ion binding; nuclear steroid receptor activity. Gene Ontology annotation, cellular component: nucleus; RNA polymerase II transcription regulator complex. The transcript has 13 exons.
CUACGAGGCACAGUGGGGGGAGACACACACACACACACACACACACAUACACACACACACACACACACACACACACACACACACGGGGCCUAGUCGCCACAUCUUUCAUGUGAGGAAGCUGUGCCGCUAAACCACCCGUUUUUGGGCUCCCAAAACAGCUCCGGCCCGGGCCUCAGUCCGCGGUCUAGAGUUUGACAGCGGGCCGUUUGAGACUGACGCACGUCGGCUUGUAACUGCCAGCCUGCCUGCCCCCCCAAACCACCAUCAUGGAAGACAGCAGAGAUUCCCGCAGCCCCGACAGCUCCUCUGUGUCGUCCCCGCCGUCGGGCCAACGCUCGCCCCCCCUGGCGUCCUCAGCCGCAGCUUCCAUGACCUCCCUGCCUCCCAUCAGCACCUCAGGAGUCAACAGUCCCAUCAGCAGCAUCGGCUCCCCCUUCUCUGUCAUCAGCUCCUCGCUGGGCUCGCCAUGCCUACCUGGCACGCCAUCGGUGGGAUACGGCCCGAUCAGCAGCCCGCAGAUCAACUCCACAGUGUCCAUGUCGGGGCUCCACGCUGUGAGCAGCUCUGACGAUGUGAAACCUCCGCUGGGCCUGAAGCAGCUGUCGGCCCACAGUCCAGGGCCGAUGCUCUCUCAGAAACGCCUUUGUGCCAUCUGUGGAGACCGAUCCUCUGGUAAGCACUACGGCGUCUACAGCUGCGAGGGCUGCAAAGGCUUCUUCAAGCGGACAGUACGCAAAGACCUGACCUACACGUGUCGGGACAAUAAAGACUGCAUGGUGGAUAAGAGGCAGAGGAACCGCUGUCAGUACUGCCGCUACCAGAAGUGCCUGGCCAUGGGCAUGAAGAGAGAAGUGGCCGAGAUGAACGUCAGAUCCGUUCAAGAAGAGCGACAGAGGAACAGGGAGCGGGACGGCGAGGUGGAGUCGACUAGCAGUGUGGUGAACGAGGAGAUGCCGGUGGAUAAGAUUUUAGAGGCGGAGGUGGCUGUGGAGCAGAAGACGGAGCUUCAUGCUGACGGCAGUUCAGGCGGCAGCUCUCCCAACGACCCGGUUACCAACAUCUGUCAGGCAGCAGACAAGCAGCUCUUCACCCUGGUGGAGUGGGCAAAGAGGAUUCCUCACUUCUCAGAGCUGCCUCUGGAUGACCAGGUCAUCCUGCUACGUGCAGGCUGGAAUGAACUCCUGAUUGCAUCGUUCUCUCAUCGCUCCAUCUCGGUGAAGGACGGGAUUUUACUGGCCACCGGCCUGCACGUCCACAGGAACAGCGCUCACAGUGCAGGUGUUGGAGCCAUCUUUGACAGGGCGCACAAUGCCGAGGUUGGGGCCAUAUUUGACAGGGUUUUGACAGAGCUCGUAAGCAAGAUGAGAGACAUGCAAAUGGAUAAGACGGAGCUGGGCUGCCUUCGAGCGAUCAUCCUCUUUAACCCAGAUGCCAAGGGUUUGUCUAACUCCAGUGAGGUGGAGCUCCUGAGAGAGAGGGUGUACGCGUCUCUCGAGUCUUACUGCAAACAGAAAUAUCCAGAUCAACAGGGCAGGUUUGCAAAGCUCCUCCUCCGGCUGCCGGCGCUGCGCUCCAUAGGUCUGAAGUGCCUGGAGCACCUGUUCUUCUUUAAACUAAUCGGUGACACACCCAUUGACACCUUCCUGAUGGAGAUGCUUGAGGCCCCUCACCAGCUCACCUAGGGGGGGGGAACCAGGGGGGAGCCAGGUCGGGUCCGAUGGGGGACCCCAUGCACACCAGGAAGGAACACCAACAGACCCCCUCACGUUGGCUCGUUGGCUCUUCUCAUUGAGACUAACUUAACUGCAGCACCUGCUGGUUUUAAAGUACCGGCUGUCACACACACACACACACACACACGCACACGCACACGCACACACACACAUUCUCCCUGUCACUGGCUAUUUAU